This is a messenger RNA of Lacerta agilis (Sand lizard), 2637 nucleotides long. RefSeq names its product mitoguardin 1 (gene MIGA1). Lineage: Eukaryota; Metazoa; Chordata; Lepidosauria; Squamata; Lacertidae. The record is from RefSeq and is a predicted model, not a curated record. Bases 181 to 1986 code for a protein of 601 amino acids. The transcript is spliced from 16 exons. Gene Ontology annotation, biological process: mitochondrial fusion.
CCCCCGCCCCACUUUUGGGCAGCAGCAAUCGCAGCUGGUGCAAAGGAGGAACCGGGUUUGUUUUGCGCUUGGUGUCUGCGGUGCAGCCCCGAGAAGCCGCCAGCCUAUAUCCAACAUCGUCUGCAAGUAAUAUUGUUUUGACUUAGUGUCACUCAAUGAUGCUGUGGGAAAGAAGGAGCCAUGUCAGAAGACGCUGCUAGUGAGACACGUUUAUCUUUGAAGACAGCAGCUUUAAGAGUAUUUGAUCUUCCUCUUUCCUGGUAUUCUUCUCUAACCCAGGUUAAGGUUUCCCCAGGUCUCAAGAAGUUAUUUGUAAUAACAGCAGUGGGUGCAGUGUCUGUGCUUUUUCUUGCCCAUCACUUCAAAAGAAAGCGUGGGAAGAAAACCAGGAAUGUAUCUCCAUGGGAGCCAGGCCAUGUGGUGUUAGACUAUAUAAAAACACCUGCAUCAGAGAAAGGUUCGAGUUGUUCCAGCAGCAGACAAAAUCUAACACUUUCGUUGAGUUCAGCCAAAGAAAAGGGUUCUCAGUCCUAUAUCAAUGCAAAUGGAGGCCUCUUCAGUAAAUAUUCGGGUUCAGUGCAGAGUUUGGCCUCGGUCCAAAGUGCCGCAUCCUGUCCUAGCUGUGCUUGUGUCAAUUCUAGUUCCUGGGACAAAGCAGAUGAAGAUGAUAUAAAGCUGGUCAAUGUUCCAGUAACUACUCCAGAAAACUUAUACUUGAUGGGAAUGGAACUGUUUGAAGAAGCUCUUCGCCGAUGGGAGCAGGCACUGACCUUUCGUAACAGGCAAGCGGAAAAUGAAGCCAACUGUAGCGCCGUCAAACUUGGAGCAGGUGACGCUAUUGCAGAAGAAAGUGUAGAAGAUAUCAUUAGUGCUGAAUUCAUUCAUAAGCUUGAAUCCUUGCUCCAAAGAGCUUAUCGUCUUCAAGAAGAAUUUGAGGCUUCCCUUGGGGCAUCUGAUCCUGCUUCCUUUGCCAAUGAUAUUGAUAAAGACACCGAUAUCACUGUAAAGGAUAACACCGAAGAAUUCAGUCUGCGGGAUACAUUAAGCAUUGGAUCAACAGAUUCAUUUGUUUCAGCUGCUGAGCUUGCAGAACACAAAGAGAGCCGAAACUCCUAUAAUCUGGAUUCGCUAUGCCAUUGCCCAUUAUACGAAGAAGCUAUGCACCUGGCAGAAGAGGGCAAGAUUUAUUCACGAGUCUUACGGACCGAUACGUUGGAGUGUCUGGGGGACAGCGACUUUCUUGCUAAGCUCCAUUGUAUCCGCCAAGCUUUUCAGGUAAUCUUUUCCAAUGCUGCAAAUAGAAUAUUUCUUGCUGAAAGUGGAAGAAAAAUCUUGUGCGCACUAAUCAUGAGAGCUAGAAAGAACCCAAAGAAAUUUGAGGAGGUAUUUGAUGAAAUGAUCUCUUUCUUAGAGCAGUCUGAUCAUUGGGCUAAUACUGAAAUGGAGCUUGCUGCUUGGGGAGUGAAACAUCUAAAUUUCUAUGAUGUUGUUCUGGACUUCGUAUUAAUGGAUUCCUUUGAAGAUUUAGAAAACCCACCUAUGUCUAUACAAAAUGUGGUCAAUAACAAUUGGCUGAAUUCCUCUUUCAAAGAAACUGCUGUGGCUUCAAGCUGCUGGUCAGUUCUGAAACAAAAAAAGCAACAAAUGAAGGUUCCUGAUGGCUUCUUUGCACACUUCUAUGCUGUUUGUGAACACAUCAGCCCUGUUCUGGCAUGGGGCUUCCUUGGUCCCAGGAAUUCUCUGUAUGAAUUAUGCAACUUCUUCAAGGACCAGGUUCUCUAUUUCCUGAAAGACAUUUUUGACUUUGAAAAGGUACGGUACUCCACUAUAGAUAACCUAGCGGAAGACCUUAUGCAGCUGCUGAUUCGACACACCGAUCUUCUCUUGGCUAACCUCGGAGCCGACUCCCUAAGGCAUUCCAGUGGCCUUGUUAGUGGAUGCGGGGACACGGCAGCCAGUGGCGUUGUGGAAGCUAAAGCGCAAUAGGUUUCUCCUUUUCGUUCUUAAUGUGAGCACAAUUUUUUUCCCCGUUUUCUCCCUCAAGGGAAGCUGCCAUCGCUUCGGCUUUGUUUUUGGUUUCUUUCUUUUUUCCUCUUCUUUUUAGCAAGUACCUGAUAUCUACAGUGUUGUUAAAUAUGGACUCAGGGAAGUUUUAAAAAAAUGGAAAUAAUUACUUGUGGGGGGAGAGAUAUUGCAUAUGUUUGGAACAGGUAGCUUAACCGUCACUGGAUUUAUAUGUAAUAUAUCCCAACAUAUAUAUAUAUUUUUAAACGGCUAAGUGAAAUGUAUUUGUGGAAAUACUGUGAAUUUCCUCUGGUAUUGUUUGUGGCUGAAAGUGAUGCAAAGAAAUGUGGUAUGUAGUAUACAAGUUUUUCUUGAAGGUUUUCACUGUUUGAAUUACCCAGUACAAAGUCUCAAAAGCUCUACCUGACCCUGGCCACACACUUGCCAAGUUAUACAUUUAUUGUUAUUUCUACUUAAAUGAAGUGCAAUAUAAUGACACUUAGAGUGACAAAUGAUUUAACUUUGCCUUGAAAAUGUAUUUUGUGUGUAUAAGCUAUAGCUCAUUAUGUAGCAAAAUAAAUCGGUGCAUUCAGCCUUUGGGCAGCAAUGCGGUUCUAUACGCUUUUUUUUUUU